This is a messenger RNA of Hemicordylus capensis (graceful crag lizard), 2909 nucleotides long. It is a transcript of the gene UAP1L1, whose product is annotated as UDP-N-acetylglucosamine pyrophosphorylase 1 like 1. The transcript is spliced from 9 exons. Gene Ontology annotation, molecular function: UDP-N-acetylglucosamine diphosphorylase activity. Lineage: Eukaryota; Metazoa; Chordata; Lepidosauria; Squamata; Cordylidae. Gene Ontology annotation, biological process: UDP-N-acetylglucosamine biosynthetic process. The coding region runs from base 210 to 1751 and encodes 513 amino acids. The record is from RefSeq and is a predicted model, not a curated record.
CCCUCCGACUCCGUCCUUGCGCCGCCGCCGCCGCUUUUCCUGGUGGGCAAAGACUGGGGGUGCUUGGGGCGGGCGGGCAGCAUUCUCCUCGGGGGGCCGCCCUCCUGUGCUUCGGCAGUAGGGAGGGCGAGGCGCGCCUCCAGCUCGGCAAGCCCCCGCCCCCCGAGCCCAAGGAGCGAGCGACUCGGCGGCAGCAAGAGGAGGCGGCCAUGGGGCCCCCGGAGGAGGGCGAGCUCCGCGCGCGCCUGGAGCGCGCCGGCCAGCCGCACUUGCUGCGCUUCUGGGCCGAGCUGGAUGCGGCGCAGCGCGACGCGCUCCGGGCGCAGCUGGACGCUGCCGGGGAAGAACUGGGCGAGCACUGCCGGAGGGCGGCCGAGGCCUGCGCCCGCGAGCGAGAGGGGCCCGGCGGCGGCCAGCGGCUGGACGGCAGGAUGCGGCCCGUCCCGCCCGAGUUCCUGGGCAGCGCCUGCAGGAGCGACCCUGCCACUCUGGAGCGCUGGGAGGAAGAAGGCUUCCGCCAGAUCUCUCAGAAUAAGGUAGCGGUCCUCCUUCUGGCCGGGGGGCAAGGGACGCGCCUGGGGGUCCCUUUCCCCAAGGGCAUGUAUGACGUGGGACUGCCAAGUCACAAGACCCUUUACCAGAUCCAGGCGGAGAGGAUCUGCAGAGUGGAGCAGCUGGCGGGAGCGAAAUUUGGCACACCAUGCUCCGUCCCGUGGUACAUUAUGACCAGCGAGUUCACGCUGGGACCGACUGAGACAUUCUUCCGGGAACAUGGCUAUUUCAGCCUGGAUGAAUUGAAUGUUGUCAUGUUUGAGCAGAGGAUGCUGCCUGCUGUUACAUUCGACGGGAAAGCGAUCUUGGAAGAAAAGGGCAAAAUUGCGAUGGCUCCAGAUGGCAACGGCGGCUUGUACCGGGCCCUGACAGACAACAAGAUCUUGGAGGAUAUGGAACGCCGUGGCAUCCAAUACGUCCACGUCUACUGCGUGGAUAACAUCCUUGUCAAAAUGGCAGACCCUGUCUUUGUGGGCUUCUGCGUAUCGAAAGGGGCUGAUUGCGGUGCUAAGGUAGUAGAAAAAGCCUAUCCCGCAGAGCCUGUUGGGGUGGUGUGCUGUGUGGACGGCGUGUACCAGGUGGUGGAAUACAGCGAGAUCAGCUCAGAAACUGCACAGAUGCAGAACCCAGACGGUCACUUGAUGUACAGUGCGGGGAAUAUCUGCAACCACUUCUUCACUCUCCGCUUUCUUCAGGAUGUAGCUGCGAAAUUUGAGCCUUUGUUGAAGCACCACGUGGCCAUUAAGAAGGUGCCGUAUGUCGACGAGGAGGGCAUUCUGGUAAAGCCGCUCAAACCGAAUGGGAUAAAGCUGGAGAAGUUUGUGUUUGAUGUGUUCCAGUUUGCUAAGAAUUUCGUGGCCUUUGAAGUACCAAGGGAAGAGGAAUUCUCCCCUUUGAAGAAUGCAGACACAGCUGACAAAGACACGCCCACCACUGCAAGGCGGGCGCUCCUCUCCCAACACUACCGCUGGGCUGUGAAGGCUGGUGCCCGAUUUGUCAAUAGCAGCGGCAAAAAGAUAGAUGAGAAAUGCAGUCUAUCAGGAGAUGAGGACCCGCCUGCCGUGUGUGAGAUUUCACCUCUCGUCUCUUAUUUUGGAGAGGGUCUGGAAAAAUCUCUGAAAGCCAAAGUCAUCCCAUCACCUUACUUUCUCGAUAAAGACAAAGCAGAAAUAUUAACACAUUUGCCUUGGAGUUGUUGAUCACAAAAUAACAAGCAAAGAGUUUCUGCGAAAUGAUCAAAAGCAAGUGCUUGGAUACCAAUGACGAAUGCUAGGAGUUAAUUCCAUGUGCAAGAGUAGAGAACUCAAAUCUUGUUUUUAGUUUAGGUUUUUUUUUUUAGUUUGUUCUUUUUGUAGGGUUGGAAGAGGUGGCACAGUUAUCUCACUGUAUUUGAACAAAGAUGUCCUGUCUUUCUGUUCUUGGUUGCCAAGCAGAGUUAUUUAAAACUAGAUAAAAGUAAUUAAAAAAAGAAUAAGGCUGCACCUCUAGAUUAAUGCAUGAGCUUUUGUGGGUUCUCGCCCACAUCCAAGAGCAAGGAUGUGGGCGAGAACCCUACACCCAAGGGUGAAAGCAAGGAUAGUCAGUUACAGGCAGGGAUUGACAAACAUGGAUGGAAACAAGUGGAUAUAGCCAACUGAGAAACCCUUCUUUUCAUGGCCAUGAGGCCAAGUCUUUGCCUAUCUCAAUAUCCAAAGGCAGUUUGAAGAGCAGACGGUGGGUGGUGAACAGGAGAGGGCCUCCAAGAUGUUCAAGCACAUACCUUGUGCGUGCAUUUCCUAGCCAUUGGGCUGGUGUUGCCAUAUUUGCCACGGAGGCCAUAGCUCAGUGGUAGAGCUCAUUGCAUGCCAAAGGUCCUGGGUUCAGUCUCCAGCGUCCCAAAUAGAAAGGAUUUUAGGUAGCCAAUGGCGGGAGAGGCCGCUGUGCCUGAGACCUGAGAGCGGUUGCUAGUUGGAGAAGACAAUAUUGGGUGAAAAUGGACCAACGGACAAGAUGGCUUAUCUACCAUCUAUGUCCAAUAUGGCGCUGACUGAAGAAGCGGAGGAGGGACAGCUAUAGCCCCUUCCCCUCUUGAGAUGAAAAGAGGGCCACCUAGGGCUGCCAGCUUGUGAUGGAUGUGAUUCCUGGAGAGAGUCCCCCACCUCGUUUCGCACGGUGUUGUGUCAUUGAGAUCUCCAUGAUUUGCUUUCAAGAGUUGCCUGGAGACUAUUUCUGGUGACGCCACUUUUUGCAAAAGUGCCUUUUGACUCUGGAAACGGUGCAUGUGGAGCAAGGAGUAGUUGUGCAGGUCUGCUUCUCCUCCCUCUUGUAUUAAAAAUGAUUUUUUUAAAAAUAAAAAAUGGAACAAGAGCAAAUACUCA